CAGCGCCGGCUGAGAAGAGUAUUGAUCGGGUGCUGGUGCUCAUCUGCUCUCACCAACCCGAGAGGAGAGUUUGCAAACAGUGCUGCGAGCAGCGUGAAAGUCGUCAGCCCUGAGCAAGGUCACACCCUGUCGUCCGAUGGAAGGUUACUGGAAGACGCGGGCGCAGCGGGAAAGCCCGUUUUUGGCCUGACUCUUGCGCAUUUGGCCAGCCGCGGAAGAUGGCCGCGAAAGGGCGGCUAUUUUUAGUCAGCCCGUCGUCGCCUCCGCCGCCGCAUCUGUGAGCGCGAUUGCCGCUGGACCGGCUCAAUCUGCAGCUGAACAAAUAAAGCGUUAAUUUCGCGAAAAGCAAAAAGCUCAAACAAACAGUUAAAAUGUCUCGAGGAAACAUUCAUUAUGUUGGGUCGGGCCUAUUGAUAGUAGGCGGGUGCGUUUCAGCCACCAUGAUGCUCGGCCGGAAGCAGAGUCUCCGCGGAGACGGCGGCUUUGCUGACUACGGCCCAGAUGAGGCGCAGGGCGAGAGCACCGAAACCGAGUGGGUCAACAAGCUAUGGGUGCGUCGGCUGAUGCGUUUCUGCGCGCUGGUCUCGCUCUUCUCGGUGGCGGCGAACACGCCGAAGACGUUCGAGCGGCACCCGAGUCUGCAGUACGUGACGUUCUGCUGCGACGCGCUGGCCACGGCCCUCUUCACCGCCGAGAUGGUGGCCAAGAUGCAAAUCCGCGGCAUUCUAAAGGUCCGCGCACGUAACCGGGGUCGCGGGGUUGCCCCACCCACUUGUACCUCUCUAUUAGCGCCGAGGCUGCUUGGAAACAACCCCGUUGUGCGACCACCUUUACUCGCAGCAAGGGGCGAGACCCCGUACCUGAAAGACCACUGGUGCCAGUUCGACGCCACCAUGGUCCUCUUCCACUGGGUCUCCGUCGUGCUGCAGACCUGCGAGAUCUUGGGUGUCGUCGCCAGGUACAGCUACCUGAGCAUCCUCAGGGCCCCGAGGCCACUCAUCAUGAUCAGGUUCAUCAGGGUCUUCCUGAAGUUCUCCAUGCCCAAAUCCAGGAUCAACCAGAUUUUCAAGCGAUCGAGCCAACAGAUCUACAAUGUGACCCUGUUCUUCCUUUUCUUCAUGUCCUUGUACGGACUUCUAGGCGUCCAGUUUUUCGGUGAACUCAAGAACCAUUGCGUUCUCAACGACACUGACCCAGAUUACAUCACGAUCAAUUCCCUGGCAAUCCCUGACACGUUCUGCUCAAAGGACCCUGACUCAGGAUACCAGUGCCCUCCCAACAUGAAGUGCAUGAAGCUGGGCCUCUCCAAAUACACGAUGGGUUUCAACGGUUUCGACGAAUUUGCCACCUCGAUUUUCACGGUGUACCAAGCCGCGUCACAGGAAGGAUGGGUAUUCAUCAUGUACCGCGCGAUCGAUUCGCUGCCCGGCUGGCGCGCCGUCUUCUACUUCAGCACCAUGAUCUUCUUCCUCGCGUGGCUGGUCAAGAACGUUUUCAUAGCUGUCAUCACUGAGACCUUCAACGAAAUCAGGGUGCAGUUCCAGCAAAUGUGGGGCGCCCGGGUGCAGAUCAGCAGCAGCGAGGCGUCACAUGUGCUGACUGGAGACGAUAGUGGUUGGCGGCUGGUGAAGGUGGGCGAGAGUCGGCAGCACGGCUUGGCGCCGGACUGCUGCCAGGCAGUGCUCAGGUCGGCGUGGUUCCGACUGCUGGUCAUGUGCGUGAUCCUUGCCAACGGCGUUGUCACCGCCAGCAUGAACUUCAAGCACGACGGCCGGCCCAGGCAUGUGUUCUACGAGCGCUACUACUACAUCGAGGUGUGUUUCACGGUGUUGCUCGACCUGGAAACGCUUUUCAAAAUCUGGUGCCUCGGCUGGAAGGGCUACUGGCGCCACUCGUACCACAAGUUCGAGCUUCUCCUCGCAAUCGGCACCUCCCUCCACAUCAUUCCGCAGCUCUACCUGUCCGUCCUCACCUACUUUCAGGUUUUGCGAGUGGUCAGACUGAUUAAGGCCUCUCCGAUGCUGGAGGACUUUGUCUACAAAAUUUUCGGUCCAGGCAAAAAAUUGGGCAGUCUGAUGAUUUUCACAAUGUGCCUGCUUAUCAUUUCCUCCUCCAUCUCCAUGCAGUUGUUUUGCUUCCUGUGUGAUUUCACCAAAUUCGAGACUUUCCCUGAGGCCUUUAUGUCCAUGUUUCAAAUCCUGACGCAAGAGGCGUGGGUCGAGGUGAUGGACGAGACGAUGCUGCGAACAAGAGAGACGCUGGCUCCCCUCGUAGCGAUUUACUUUAUCCUGUACCAUCUGUUCGUGACACUGAUCGUGCUCAGCUUGUUCGUCGCCGUCAUCUUGGACAACUUGGAACUGGACGAGGACAUUAAAAAACUGAAGCAGCUUAAAUUCCGCGAGCAGAGCGCCGAGAUCAAAGAGACGCUGCCUUUUAGGCUUCGCAUUUUUGAGCAUUUCCCCGACUCGCCAAAAAUGUCUACGUUGCACAAACUGCCUUCCGACUACAUUUUGCCAAAGGUCAGAGACAGUUUUAUGCGUCAGUUUGUCAUCGACAGUGGUCUCUACGGAGGCGAGGCGGACGAAGACGAGGAGGUUGCAGACGUCACCGGCAAGAAACGAUUCGAGACCUUUGACUCAAAAAUUGUCUACCGCAAAGGCAGACCAGUGAACACGCUAUGCUCCACGGAAAAAGUCAGAAGUAUCAGCUCUGAUUUGCGUAAAGCGGCCAUUCAGUACAUUAUCAACGACUCGAACAAUCAGCGCCUCAUGCUUGGUGACUCGGCCGUGAUUCCCAUUCCGGGAAAGACAACCUUGAAGCCGCAGGGAACCAUCAGCAGUGCCAAGCAACUGCGGAUCGAUCAAAAAAAGUCUUUGCGGCGUAGCGUUCGCAGUGGCUCCAUCAAGCUGAAGCAAACGUACGAGCACCUACUCGAGAACGGCGACAUCGGCGGCAUGAACCGCGUUUCUUCGUCCCGACGGCCGCAGGACCUAGACAUCAAGCUGCUGCAGGCCAAGAGGCAGCAGGCCGAGAUGCGCAGGAACCAGCGCGAGGAGGACCUGAGGGAGAACCACCCCUUGUUCGACACCCCCCUCUUCAUCGUGCCCAGGGAGAGCAGGUUCAGGAGGAUCUGCCAAACGAUCGUGCACGCCAGGUACGACGCCAGGGUGAAAGACCCACUCACCGGGAAAGACAGGAAAAUGAACUACAAAAGACUUCAUAACUUCCUCGGCCUUGUGACGUACUUGGAUUGGGCUAUGAUUUUCGUUACGACUCUCUCGUGCGUCUCGAUGAUGUUUGAAACUCCGAAAUUCAGGGUGCAAGAGACGCUGGCCCUUCAAAUCGCUGACUAUGUGUUCGUGGUUUCCAUGAGUUUGGAACUCGCCCUCAAGGUUCUAGCCGACGGACUCUUCUUCACGCCUAAAGCCUACGUCAAGGACUGCGCCACCGUGCUUGAUAUUUUUAUCUAUGUGGUGAGCUUGGUAUUCCUAUCAUGGAUGCCGCGAAACGUGCCUCCUCAUUCUACCGCGCAGCUGCUUAUGAUCCUGCGUUGUCUGCGGCCCCUACGAAUAUUCACACUAGUGCCGCACAUGCGUAAGGUGGUCUACGAGUUGUGCCGCGGCUUCAAGGAAAUCCUGCUGGUAUCCAUCCUGCUGAUCGUGUUGAUGUUCGUCUUCGCCAGCUAUGGCGUCCAGCUCUUCGGUGGAAGGCUGGCCAGGUGCAACGACCCCAGCAUUGAGCACAGAGAGGACUGCGUUGGUGUUUUCCUCCGCAGGGUCUUCGUCACGAAAAUGAAGCUUGGACCGGGCGAGAACGAAACCUACCCUUCCAUGCUAGUACCAAGAGUUUGGGCAAAUCCACGUCGCUUCAAUUUUGAUCAGAUCGGCGAUGCCAUGCUUGCUCUUUUUGAGGUGCUCUCCUUCAAAGGUUGGCUAGACGUUCGCGACGUUUUGAUUAAAGCCCUGGGACCGAUCCACGCAAUCUACAUCCACAUUUACAUUUUCCUCGGCUGCAUGAUCGGUCUGACCCUUUUCGUGGGCGUCGUCAUCGCAAACUAUUCGGAAAACAAAGGCACCGCUCUCCUAACUGUCGACCAGAGAAGAUGGUGCGAUUUGAAAAAGAGAUUGAAAAUCGCGCAACCGCUGCACUUGCCACCCCGGCCGGACAGAAAAAAGUUUCGCGCCUUCAUUUACGACAUCACGCAGAAUCUGUACUUCAAAAGAUUCAUCGCCGGAAUGGUUUUGCUAAACAGCAGUCUCCUCUGCGUUUCGUGGAAGCAGGAAGAGCGGCACACGGGCCCGCUGGCAAUGGUGUCGACCGUGCUCACUCUCAUCUUUGUGGUGGAGGUGCUGAUGAAGAUAAUAGCCUUCACCCCGCACGGCUACUGGCAGUCCAGGCGCAAUCGCUACGACCUCUUUGUAACCGUCAUGGGCGUCCUCUGGAUCGUCCUCAACUCCUGGCUCAGGAACGACGUCAGCUAUAGUUUCGGCUUUAUGGUGGUGAUUCUCCGCUUCUUCACAAUUACCGGCAAACACGCUACCCUGAAAAUGCUGAUGCUGACGGUAGGCGUGUCAGUCUACAAGUCCUUCUUCAUCAUUUUCGGCAUGUUCCUUCUCGUCUUCUUCUACGCACUCGCUGGCACUAUCCUCUUCGGCACAGUCAAGUACGGCGAGGCCAUUGGACGGCGAGCGAACUUUGAGAGUCCGGUGACGGGUGUGGCUAUGCUGUUUCGUAUCGUGACGGGCGAGGACUGGAAUAAGAUCAUGCAUGACUGCAUGGUGCAGCCACCGUACUGCACUUUAGCCGAGAAUUACUGGCAAACUGACUGCGGAAACUUCACUGCCUCGCUCAUAUAUUUCUGCUCCUUUUACGUCAUCAUCACCUACAUCAUGCUCAACCUACUUGUGGCUAUUAUCAUGGAGAACUUUUCGCUGUUCUACUCGAACGAAGAGGACGCCUUGCUGUCGUACGCCGACAUCCGAAACUUCCAGAACACGUGGAACAUCGUGGACAUCCACCAGCGGGGGCUCAUUCCCGUCAAAAGGGUCAAGUUCAUUCUGCGGCUGCUCAAGGGCAGACUGGAGGUUGACCCGCAGAAGGACAGACUGCUCUUCAAGCACAUGUGCUACGAGCUGGACCGGCUACACAAUGGCGAGGACGUUACCUUCCACGAUGUCCUUAACAUGCUGUCGUAUCGAUCGGUGGACAUUAGGAAGGCACUUCAGCUGGAGGAGCUGCUAGCGCGAGAGGAAUUCGAGUACAUCGUCGAAGAGGAAGUGGCCAAACAAACGAUUCGCACGUGGCUCGAGGGCUGCCUCAAGAAAAUGCGAUCGGUGAACAAGAACCAGCCCAACUUGCUAAGCGGUCUGAGGGCGACCAAUCGACCAACCGAGGCCGAGAGCCAGGAGGAGAAAAGCACCGACAACACCACGGACGCCGACGCGGAACCUCCUACCAGGCAGGAGGGGCACGAGCGCCAUCGAAAAAAAGGCACCGUCAUUCCAAGGUCCGAUUCAGUGGGAUCGGCGUCGGGCAGGAAGUACCUCGCGCCUACCCUUUCAGAUCCUGCCUCUCGAGCCGAGAAAAUUGAAGCGAGGAAUACUGCAUCUUUAAAGAAAAAGUCCAUCAGGUCAACCGCAAACACAAGCAAAGCGGCAAGCAUGGAGACGUCAAGCAGCGGCGGCCACGCACCCAGCUCGACUUCGAGCAGCAACAAGGCUGAUGCUGCUGCCUUCAACAAAGCCAGCAUGCCCAGGAUCAGCAACGCUGUGCAAGAGGUGCGUGACUGGUGGACCGAGCAGGUUGCCUACGACAGCGGCGACGAGGAUGCCCAGUAAACCCAUGGACUGUGUUGUGGAUGGACUAGAUUUACUAUUUUUGGAUGUACAUGAGCACGUCGUUUAUGCGUGAGAGACAGAAAAACUAGAUCAAAAGUCAGCUGUGUUGCAUAUUUCAGACGAAUAUAUUAGCUGUUGAGAUACACACCCGUUCAAUGAAUGUUUAUAUUUAUGAAAAACAGCAAAAA
Cloeon dipterum is the source of this 6025-nucleotide messenger RNA. RefSeq names its product sodium leak channel non-selective protein na (gene na). The record is from RefSeq and is a predicted model, not a curated record. Bases 372 to 5837 code for a protein of 1821 amino acids. NCBI's taxonomy places the organism in Eukaryota, Metazoa, Arthropoda, Insecta, Ephemeroptera, Baetidae. Gene Ontology annotation, molecular function: monoatomic cation channel activity. Gene Ontology annotation, biological process: positive regulation of synaptic transmission, cholinergic; monoatomic ion transport; transmembrane transport. The transcript is spliced from 27 exons. Gene Ontology annotation, cellular component: plasma membrane.